Messenger RNA from Misgurnus anguillicaudatus (oriental weatherfish), 2325 nucleotides. It is a transcript of the gene parpbp, whose product is annotated as PARP1 binding protein. NCBI's taxonomy places the organism in Eukaryota, Metazoa, Chordata, Actinopteri, Cypriniformes, Cobitidae. Gene Ontology annotation, cellular component: chromatin. Gene Ontology annotation, biological process: negative regulation of double-strand break repair via homologous recombination. The record is from RefSeq and is a predicted model, not a curated record.
GCGUGGCCAGUUCAGCGUGCGCUGUGAUUGGACCAGACGCGCAUGCGUGUGAAUUUAAACUUCCAGGCUGCGGCGCUCCGCUUAAUAAUAACUACCAUCUGUUUGCCAUAUAUAAUUCGUGUUAGAGACGUGAGACGCGUCUAAAUACCAGUGUUGAUUUUUAGGAAAGGCUGACUCAAAUAAAGGAUAUGGAUGCGAGCCUGAGAACAUUGACUAAGGUUUUCAGGAGAGAGUGUCAUCGAGUGGUAGACUCGGAGAUGACCACCAUCCAAGGGGCUGAUGGGAUGCUGAUGGUCCUACAGCUUUCUAUGGCUGAGGUCAACAAGCAGGAAUACGGUGACUUCGGAGUAGCUUUGAGUGAAGUUCUGGCUGUCUGGAAAUACUUCCUUCUGGAAAAGCUCCAGCUACCGCACAACACGAUUUCUCCUCCACAAAACUAUGACCUCAUCCGAAAAGAGUAUGAUUGCUUUUUGAAACGCACAAAUACUGUGGACUUGAUUGACGUCUUCGUUAUGUUCAAGGAGCUUCGGAUGAAUGAGGAACCAGAGGAGCCCGUAACAGCUCUGCAGAUGUUUCAGUUUCUCAUUGGGGAGGUGGAGAGCUCGGAGAAGGUGGAGUCUCUUCCUGUGUGUCCCUCAACUCCAUCUAGCAAGGCUGAAAGCUGUAGUCCUCAGAUAAAGAGAGUGGUCAGAGCAGUUUUUUCUUCUUAUUUGGCUCUUUUGAUAAACUCUAAGAAUGAUUUGGCCCUUGCAUACACCCUGGACAAUCCCAGCCGCUCUCUGGGACACAUGGCCUUCACAGAUCUCCGGCAUACUGCCCGCAACAGCAGCUCAUCUCUCUUCCUGACAGUAACUUCAUUUGUCAGGGCAAUACAGUUGGGAGGAAAGGGGUACGCCCCACCUGAGUCUCACCCUUUGCGGAGGCACGUGAAGGGCUUAUCAGAAUUUCUCAAUUUUGUUGACCAUUGUCAGGAAAUCUUAGGAGAGACCCCUAAUCCAAGAGAAGCCGGGUCCAAGCUGGUGUCUAGUAUCAGAGCUGCUCUGGUCAAAGGCCGCAGUGGUGGAGACCCAGUGUACCUUGCAGCAGAUGACAUGGCCAUUGAUCUCAAAGAAAGAAUCGGGCAAAUAUGCACAGCACAGACGCAGUCAGCGAUUGGCUUGGGAAUCAGUCCAGCAAGGCCAAGAGCAUACGCUAUAAACCACUCCACCGCUUAUGGGGGUAGAGAGACUGUCAAAGUUUUGAUGGCUCUUUUGGAUGAAGAAGCACUAGCCCCGCCCUGCAGGAACAAAGCAGAAUUGCUCUCUGAAGAUCAUGCAGUUCUUAAUGGAAGCGCUGGUUCCUGUCUUCUUACCCUUUUCAAAUCUCCCGAAGCUCCCACGGGAUCUUCUCCAGAGCCGUUGCGGAACCGCAUUUGCAGCCAACAAGAAAAUGUCAAGUCCAAGGUAGCACAGCCAACCAUCCGUUCUCAGUUUGCUUGUACAUACAAGGAUGGUGAUCUGCCCCUCAACAGGGUGUUGGAGUUUCCCAGUACAAGCCAGGUUCCCACCUGCGUUCACCCUGCACCCAAACAAAGCAUAUUUGCAUCUGUGGAGGGAACUGAGAUGGAUAACAGGCCAGCAGCGGACCCAGAGGCCACUAACUCUCAGCCUGAAGGUCCCGGUAAAUCUGCUCUGGAGAAACGUAGUGGAAAUGCCUGGAACGGAACAGGUGGGAAGUGGACCCGGCCAGCACCGCUCCGAAAAGCAACCGAGACCUCCAAGAGAAAACUUGCCAGCAGGGAGUGCAUUGAACUGGGAAUGGAAGAGAACCAGCCCCCUCAAAAAAGACCCCCUGCCAAAGCCCCCGCUAGAGGAGCGGAGAAAAAGAACAGUAAAGCUGCCAGCAAGAAACUCAUUGCUGGUCAAGGAAAACUCACAAGCUUUUUCAGGCUGUAAUUCAUUCUUCCAUCUCCUAUCUGUAGCAAUGCUGCAUGUUAGCUGCACUGUCACUUGUUAUUUAUUGGUAGUCUAAACGCAUGUAACGUUCAACAAGCCAAAAUCACGUCAAUGGGGGCUACUUGAAUUUGUAAGGACUCUUUUUUUUCCAUGCAGGCUGAAAGUGUGUGUGUAUAUAUUUGUGUGUACAUGAGAAAGUAUUGAGUAGAUCUGGCACAGAAGGAACUAGUUUUAAAGAACAUUGUGUGUCCUAAGUACUUUUUUUCAUUCUUUUUAACACUGCUCAUUCGGUGCAGACUUGAAUACAUUUUUAUUGUUUUUUAAUUGUACAGAUAUGUAUUGUCAUAUGUUUGGAAUAACAUGCAGAAUGAAAUAAAGGGUACAGAACAAA